ACCACUUUUGGGCUGCCACUCUUAACACUGCCCCCUGCUAUGCCGACUGUGAGAAGUGCUGUCCUCCUACUGUAGGUCAGUUUUGUGUCAUGUGCGAGUUCUGCCCGUCGCUGUACUUGGACGUGUCUCCGUAUUCCUAUCGGAGGGAAUGGUACCUUAGCGUAAAGGUGGAUGCUUUGCACUAAGGAACCCCCUGGGCCGCUUCCAUCAUAGACGUCAGACACACCCCCUCAUCUGUCAAUCUCCUGAGCGAGUUCCGCCUCCUCCCCGAUAAGACCGGCCACAAGCUCCCGUUCCGCCUGUCCAGCCGCCAGUCCAGCCACCUGAGUGCGACCGUCAGCCAAUCAGGCGGCGCGGACACCAUCGUCAUGGACACAGAAUCGACCUACUCGGGGUAUUCGUACUACUCGGGCCGCUCGCGGGGGUCUCAUAGACACAGCGAGCGCAGCCGGGACCGCCACAGCAAGUCGCGCAGCAAGGACAGCAGCAGCCGCUCGGAGAAGAACGUCACCAUCAACGCGCCCCCCGUGGAGCCGCUGCUCGGAGACCAGCCGCCGCCCCCGCCCGGAGACGACACACAGGAUGAUAACUGGGGAGAGACCACCACGGCGGUCACCGGCACGUCAGAGCACAGUCUCUCCCAGGAGGACAUUGUGCGGAUCACUAAGGACCUGGAGGAGAGCGUGGGGCUGGGUUGCAGGCGCUACCUGUCCCUCACACUGGGCCUCCUGCUGGGCCUGCUGGUCUUCCUCACCCCCCUGGCCUUUCUCGUGAUCCCACAGGUGUUGUGGCCCGAGCGCUUGCAGCCCUGUGGCACGGCGUGCGAGGGCCUCUUCAUCUCGGUGGCGUUCAAGCUGCUCAUCCUGCUGCUGGCCGUGUGGGCGCUCUUCCUGCGCUCGCCCCGCGCCUCCCUGCCCCGCGUCUUCGUCUUCCGCGCCCUGCUGGCGCUGCUCGUGCUGCUCCUGGUGCUCUCCUACUGGCUCUUCUACGGGGUCAGGAUACUCGACUCACAGGAUGAGAACUACCAGGGCAUAGUGCAGUAUGCGGUGUCGCUGGUGGACGCGAUGCUCUUCAUCCACUACCUGGCCAUUGUGCUGCUGGAGCUGCGGCAGCUGCAACCCUGCUUCAGCGUCUGCGUCACGCGCUCCACCGACGGAGAGACACGACACUACAACCUGGGACAGCUCAGUAUCCAGAGAGCGGCCAUGGUUAUCCUGGAGAACUACUACAAGGACUUCCCGGUGCACAACCCUGCGCUGCUCACCGCCUCCAAAUCCAGGGCAGCCAAGCACCUGGCCGGCCUCAAGGUCUACAACGUGGACGGCCCGGGGAAUAACGCCACGGCGGGUCAGUCUCAGUCUCGGGCCAUGAUCGCCGCCGCAGCCAGGAGACGAGACACGAGUCACAACGAGCUCUACUACGAGGAGGCCGACCACGAGAGACGCGUGAGGAAACGAAAGGCCAGACUGGUGGUGGCGGUAGAGGAGGCGUUCACACACGUGCGUCGCAUGCAGGAGGAGGAGCUGAAGAAGCCGCCGGGCGAGGUGAUGGACCCGCGGGAGGCGGCGCAGGCCAUCUUCCCCUCCAUGGCGCGGGCGCUGCAGAAGUACCUGAGGACCACACGCCAGCAGCACUGCCACAGCAUGGAGAGCAUCCAGAAGCACCUGGCCUUCUGCAUCACCAACAACAUGACGCCCAAGGCGUUCCUGGAGAGCUACCUGACACCAGGGCCCACGCUGCAGUACGGCCGGGAGCGCUGGAUGGCCAGCCAGUGGACACUGGUCAGCGAGGCCUCAGUGACCAGCAGCCUGAGGGACGGCACGGCCUUCCUGCUCAAGUGCAUAGACUUCAGCCUGGUGGUGACCACCAAGGGCAUGCCCUACAUCCGGCUCUCCGAGGAGUUCAUCGACCCCAAGUCCCACAAGUUUGUGCUGCGCCUGCAGUCCGAGACCUCUGUGUAGGAACACUGGAUUAUUUGUAGUUUUUUUUGUAUUUUGUAGUUUUUUUCUUUUUUUCUUUUGUCUUGUUUUCAUUUGCCAUUUUCUUCUGUUUGUAUUGUUUUGCAGAACAAAAAAAAAAACAUCUUUUUUCAUCUACACACGAUUUUAUAAUAUAUAUAUAAAUAUGUAUGAAAACACAUUUGAAUAUUUUUUUCUUCUAUAGGUUUUAAAAUUACAAAGAGUAUAUGUAUUGGACGUGAAUAUAAAAAAAGUUACAAGAAAAAAAAAUGCAAAGCUGUUUUGAGAAGUAUAGACACACAAGAGGCGAGUGUGUGUUUGUGUGUGUGUCUGUGUGAGUCUACGUACGCUCGUGUGUGUGUGUGUGUGAGAUUGUGCUUUGGAUUCUUGUCAGCCACAGCAGUUAAACCGUUAAAACUAAGAGUGGAAAAGGACUUGUGGAAACAGGAAAUUAAAUUACAUUUUAUAGGCACACUGUGGAGAAGGUGUAACCGCUGUUUGGCUCUCAUUUUAAUUUUAUUUUCUAUCAUUUCGUUUCAUUUUAUCAUUCAUUUUUUUUUUUUUUCCUCUUCUUAUGUUGAUGUGGUGGUUCUCCCCUCCAAUAUAGCCUUCUGUUUUCUCUCUGUGUGUAUGUUCAUUCUCUUCUUCCGUAGGGGUAUCUGGAAUGUGGACACAAUGGCAUAGGAUUCCGUAAGCUACUCUUCCGUCUACUGGCAUGGUGUCUAGCUACCUCGGUGUGCUGCCCCAGGGUUGUCAUAGCAACAAAGACGCGCGUGUUCUGCCUCUGUCGACUAGCAACAUGACUCUCGCUCUCGCUCUCUCUUUCUCUCUCUGUAUCUCUAAUUACUUCUCCUGACUUAACCAACCCAGCAAUCGUUCAGGAUUUCAAUGAUUUUCAAUUUCUCACUUUUCCAAACGAUCACAAGGAGAAAGACUAAUGUUUUUUUUUUUAAAUUGUCAUCUUCCUGUACAUAUAUGUGUUUGUAUAUAUCUAAAUUAUGCUUAUAGUCCAUGUACAAGCACACAGUAUGUGUCAGUCUCUGUACAUAUAUAUGAAAACACUAUAACCACCUGUUUUAUACACAUCCUAACUGCACAUAUCUUGUGUCAUGAUCUCUUUGAUUAUAAAAUCCUCUCCUCCUCCUCCUCUCUCUUCAAAUUCAAUCGGAAGGUUCCUUGUUGAUAAAUUGUCAGAUAUUGUUAUAGCAUGUUGGGACAACAUUUCUAAGGCACUUUUCCUGCAAUCUCUCAUAAAAAAAAAUUCUAUUUCUAUUUGAAGUCCAGACCACUUGCUGACUGCAGUUCACUGUGCCCUUUAUCUGUGCAGUCGCUCGCUGUUACACUACAAAUGCUAGCCUGUAGUAUAACAUAUAAACUACAGUCUUCUCAAUGUUAUGGGCCUGCUAGCCACACAUGCUAACAGCCAUCCCUUUGGUAGAGGAGCCCACUAACUUAGCCCCAGUAUUUCUAGCUAUCGACCGUUUGUAAGAGAUGUCGUAAAGCAUGUUUGUUUCUGUUUAUAACCGAAGCUUUAUUGUUCAUAACCGGGUUUUGAUCACUGGUUUGGUGAGGUAAUGGGAUAAUGUCAGUACACAAAGGACACAAAGCAUCUUUCUCAUUGCCUGGUUGUCUUGUGCAUUGUCAGUUGCAUAUUGUAUGUCAAAGAGUUUUGAGACUUUCUGAGAAGUUUUAUAAAGAAACAUACGUUUGAGCAUAAUCAAGCAUGUUCCCCAUCAAAAUUGUUUUAUUGCCCAUUCAGUAUGAUUGAACUCAAUUGUGUGUGAUAUGUGAGAUAUAGCCUUUUUUUUUUUUUUUUUAAAUAGCCUUGUGGUUGGAUUCUUGGAGUGUGGGGUUUGCAAAAAGAAAAAAAAAACGUUUUAUACAUCAGUGUCCAUGCAGUUCUUUUUCUGAUGUGUGCAGUGUGCACAGUCAUACUCCUCUUUCCCUCUUUUUUCCCUUUUUUUUCCUCUCGUUCCUCUGUUCCCCUGUGACCUCUUCUUAAGAUUCUAAUCAGGGCGUCCCACUUCUCAUUCUGGAGAGCGUCUCUCUCCCUCUCUCUCUCACUUUCUCUAGGUCUCUCUCUCUCUCUCUCUGUCUCUCUCGCUCUCUCUUUCUCUAGGUCUCGCUCCCUCUUUCUCUCUCUCUCUCUCUGUCUCUCUCUCUUUCUCUCUCGCUAGGUCUCGCUACCUCCGUCUCCUUCUCAAGAGUUUAACCCUCCUUUAUCUUUAUCUCCUUAAUCACCAGACACAAGAGUUUAACCAGCGACGCUUGUUUAGAUGGAGACUCCUAAUCCUGCUGUGUCAGACCCCAUCCACCCUCCCUUCAGUCUGAGCCUACACACACACACACACACACACACACACACACACACACACAAGCACAUGCACACACACACACACACACACACACACAAGCACAUGCACACACACACACACACACACACACACACACACACACACACACUGAUGGCCACCUACAUUAACAGCCUAUUAACCCUCCUCACUUUGUGCUGAGGGGAACUCUCGGGGUUAAAGGUCACUAGCUGUGUUAUUUUAGAGGGUGAAGGAUCCGAGCAGAUUGGCUGGUAGAUAGAGAGGCUGAGUGCGCGAGCAGUGGCAGAUCCCAUUGGGAGCCGCUCAGGCGGUCUUAGUGGCGGUGCGAUAGGAGCAGCUGUGUUGCCGGGUCAGUGGAGAUGCGGUUAGCCCUCUUACAUGUGGAGAGCCCACGGGUGUGGAGGGACAUGUUGUUGUUCUGUGUUGCUUUUGAAAAUAAAAAAAAGGACACGAGGGUGGGACGAGAGCGGGCUGUCUUUUCUCUCUCUCUCUCU
Clupea harengus (Atlantic herring) is the source of this 4785-nucleotide messenger RNA. RefSeq names its product VANGL planar cell polarity protein 1 (gene vangl1). Lineage: Eukaryota; Metazoa; Chordata; Actinopteri; Clupeiformes; Clupeidae. Gene Ontology annotation, biological process: multicellular organism development. The transcript has 10 exons. The record is from RefSeq and is a predicted model, not a curated record. The coding region runs from base 369 to 1961 and encodes 530 amino acids. Gene Ontology annotation, cellular component: membrane.